AUGGAGGAAAAUUUCGAGCAAUUAGUUGCUGAAUUUAACGUAUCUCCUUUAUCUUCUGAUGUUCUUCAAAAAAUAACGUUGCUUCUUCAAUCAAAAACUGAUGAAGCAUUAUCAUCGUUCAUCUCACAAGAAUAUCAAUCGUUAUUUACCUUGGAACACAAGGUAUGGCAAUUACUUAGUGAAGAUUCUCAUCAUUGGUUUAAUGACUUAGACUAUUCAGUAUUUUUUCGAACACUUGUUUCAUUCAACAAAAAUAUGAUUUUUAAUCAGGAUAGUAUUAAAGAUCAUAUUAAAGUUUCACUUCUUAUGCCUAAUACGAUUGAUCAAAUUAAUAGUAUAUUCAAGCAAAUCGAACAAACUAUUGAUGAUAAUGAUCCAUUAAUUACUUUUGUUAGCCUCUGGUUUGAUAAUUUGUCAUUUUUUAUACAUGAAUAUCCUCAAUUAGGUCAUUCACCUAUUAUCAUUCAAAUGAAUAAAUAUGUUGCAGAUCAUUUUAUUAUAAGUGAACAAUUCAAUUUUUAUCUAAGUCAACUACGACAAUCACAAUUAUCAUCAUCAAUAUUUACUACUAAACAACUUUUCUAUAUGAAAACAUGUUCAUUUUCUUUGAAUGUCUACUUUUAUAGUAAUCCUCCAAGUUUUGAUUAUACUCCUGGUCAAGUUCUUCAAAAUAUUGGUGAUGAAUAUUUACAAAUAAUACAAAUUCAAAGUUACACUAUUAAGUUAUGGAGCACAGAAUUACUUACUUGUAUGACUCAUUUGAUUGGUUUUAUACGUGCAUUUCUUUGGUGGAAUGGAGAAACUGGAACAAAAUUGAAAAUACUUUUACCGACAGAAAAAAUAUUACUUGAAUAUACACAAGCAAUGGUUUAUAUUAUUGAUUAUAAGGCAGAUUGUGCAUAUAUUAUGCCACAAUGGAUUAAUGAUGAAACUAUUCUAAUGGAUUCUGUUCUACUUUUUUUAAUAAAUAUAAUACAAACACAAAAUAUUAAUUGGUUCUUUCAUCCGAUGAAUCAAUUAUCAGACACGCUCUUGAAAUUAGGUGAACUACCCGUAUAUUAUCAAAUACAUUUGUGUGCUUAUGGAAUAUUAAGUGAAAUUCUUACUGAUGAACAUUUAAAAGAAUUGAAAUUUCCUGAUAAUAUAAGAGAUUUUUUCUUUCAAAUGCUUGAACAUGCAUGGCAUAAUCCUUUAAAAAGAUGCAAACAAAUACCAAUUACUUAUUUCUUACGAGGUUUAAGACAUCAACUAAUAUUAUUGAUGCUACUUGAUAAAGAUUGA
This is a messenger RNA of Rotaria sordida, 1281 nucleotides long. The record is from the annotation of a GenBank genome assembly. Lineage: Eukaryota; Metazoa; Rotifera; Eurotatoria; Philodinida; Philodinidae.